GAUGCAGGGAGCAGAGUUCAUCGGUCACUUCCAGUCCUUUAAUCAGGGUCAGCAUUUCUGCCUGGAGGACUUUGCAGAUCGAUUGAACCUACUGACGGUCUUCCUUUUUCUCAUCUCUAAUGUGAUCAUCUCGACAAAACAGUAUGUCUUCAACUUUAUCUCCUGUUAUACGCCGGUGGAACCUUCUGGUGGACAGUUCAGGGACUACGUCUCCAACUUCUGUUGGGUGCAUGGAACAAUACCCUUUCGACUCAAUGAAUCACUACCAUCCACGGAUGCAGAAUGGGAUCUCUACGACAAGCACAGGCGCAUUAGUCCAGAUAAAUGGUAA
Messenger RNA from Dibothriocephalus latus, 331 nucleotides. The record is from the annotation of a GenBank genome assembly. NCBI's taxonomy places the organism in Eukaryota, Metazoa, Platyhelminthes, Cestoda, Diphyllobothriidea, Diphyllobothriidae.